Messenger RNA from Leptopilina heterotoma, 3219 nucleotides. It is a transcript of the gene NLG-3, whose product is annotated as neuroligin-4, Y-linked-like. The record is from RefSeq and is a predicted model, not a curated record. Gene Ontology annotation, molecular function: neurexin family protein binding; signaling receptor activity. Bases 466 to 2892 code for a protein of 808 amino acids. Gene Ontology annotation, biological process: modulation of chemical synaptic transmission; neuron cell-cell adhesion; postsynaptic membrane assembly. The transcript is spliced from 11 exons. Gene Ontology annotation, cellular component: cell surface; synapse; postsynaptic membrane. NCBI's taxonomy places the organism in Eukaryota, Metazoa, Arthropoda, Insecta, Hymenoptera, Figitidae.
AUAAAUAUAUCCAAAUUUUAGAAACAAUAUUUAGAUGAGUUAAACAUAAAGAAAAAAAAAAUAAAUUAUGAACGUUAAUUACAUUCAAAGAAUAUAUAAAUAAUAUCGUAGAAGAACGUGCUAUAAUAGAUUUUUAAAGAAGAAAAUAAAUUUAUCUCCCCAAAUAAAACAAAAGGCAACGCCCGAGGAUUGUGAAGCUUCAUCAAUUUUCAAUAGAGAAAUGAAAAAUAUAUAAUUGCUAAAUUUUUCUCUAAAUUUCCAUUUCUACAUAUUUAAAUAUAGAAGAAUAAAAAAAACUAUGACGUCAACAAAAGGAUGUAACGAAAGUUUACAAUAUACGAUUCUUAGGGAAAAUUAUUUUUCAAAAAUAAAAUUAAACAAUGUAUUAACAUGAAAAUUAUUUCUAACGAUAUAAAGGAAUAAAAAAAUGAGGAUAAAAAUUGUCACUAUUGGAAAAGAAUCGAAAUGAUCGUUUCAUUAUAUUUAGGAUUAUUCAUCGUUUUAUGGACUUUUGUAAAUGCAAAUUUAAGUUCACGAAUUGUUAAAACAAACAAUGGAGAAUUAUCGGGUGUUAUUAUUUCACUUGGACGUAAUAUGGAAAGUGUUGAAGUGUUUCGCGGUGUUCCCUAUGCAUCGCCUCCCGUUGGUUCACUUCGAUUUAUGCCACCUGUCAGCGGUGCAAUUUGGCAAGGCGUUAAAGUUGCCGAGGAAUUUGGACCAGUUUGCCCACAAAAAUUACCAUCAUUAACGGAUAAAAUUCCAAAAGGAAGACUCGAUUAUCUUCGACGUAUUCUUCCCUAUUUGAAAAAUCAGAGCGAAGAUUGUCUUUAUCUAAAUAUUUACGCUCCAGUGCAAGCUGGUUCGAGAGAUAUUGCUAGCAAAAGAUAUCCAGUAAUUGUAUUUAUUCAUGGAGAGAGCUACGAAUGGAGCAGUGGUAAUCCUUAUGAUGGAAGUGUAUUAGCCAGCUAUGGAGGUGUAGUUGUUGUCACAAUAAACUACAGAUUAGGAGUUUUAGGAUUUUUAAAUGUCAAUAUGGGUUCAAACUUACGUUCACCAGCAAAUUAUGGUCUCAUGGAUCAAAUUGCUGCCUUACAUUGGGUUCACGAGAAUAUUGUUUAUUUCGGUGGCGAUCCAGGGAAUGUCACAUUAGUUGGUCAUGGAACCGGAGCAGCAUGCGUUAAUUUCCUUAUGACCAGUCACGCUGUUCCUGAAGGUUUAUUGUUCCAUCGAAGUGUAUUAAUGUCAGGAAGUGCAUUAUCUCCAUGGGCACUAAUAAGAGGAGCUGAUAAAUACGCUACACAUCUUUCUAAACAUUUAAACUGCUCUGAGACUGGUUCAGAUUCUCCAACACUGCUUCAGUGCUUGAGAAACGUUCCCUUGGACACUUUACUCUCCGUUCCAAUACAAGAAUUAAAAUUUGCACCUGCAUUUGGACCCAGUAUAGAUGGAGUCGUGAUAACCCCAGGCGAUUCAGAUGAUCAAUCUUGGGACUCAGAAAUCGAUACAAUAAAUACUUUAUACAAUAUUUUAUUUAGAAAAGACGUAGUCACUAAACUUUCCAGAUAUGAUCUAAUGGUUGGUGUCGUCAGAACUGAGGCAUAUUUGUCACUGACUGCUGAUGACGCUCAAUAUGGAAUUGAGGCAGAUAGAAGAAUUAAAAUGCUACGUGAAUUUGUUCAUAAUACAUACACCUAUCAUCAAACAGAAAUUUUAGCGACUAUUAUCAACGAAUACACCGAUUGGGAAAAGCCAGUUCAACAUCCCGUUAAUAUUAGGGAUGAAACAUUGGAAGCUUUAGGCGAUGCCAAUGUUGUAGCGCCAACAACAAAAACGGCCGAUUUACAUAGUCAAACACAUAGGAAUUCAUAUCUUUACGUUUUCGAUUAUCAAACAAAAUUUGGCGACUAUCCCCAGAGACAAGGUUGUAUUCACGGUGAAGAAUUGCCGUACUUUUUUGGAGCUCCAUUAAUUGGCGGACUUGCACAUUGGCCGAAAAAUUACACUCGAGCCGAGGUUGCGCUUUCGGAAAGCGUAAUUUUGUACUUAACGAACUUUGCACGAACUGGAAAUCCUAAUGAGGGUACAGUUGAUUAUGGACCACAAAACUCACGACCAGAACGCACAAAAUUGAAAAAUAUUGACUGGACCGCUUAUGAAGCAGUGCACAAAAAAUAUCUCAGUAUAGAUUUAAAGUCGAAACUUAAAAAUCAUUAUCGCGCACAUCGAUUGUCAUUUUGGUUGAAUUUAGUGCCCGAUCUUCACAAACCGGGCACGGAUGAUGUACCAAAAUCUCACCAUUUAUUAAAUAUGGACCAGAUACCACCGAAGAUUGUUCAAAAAAUACCGAUAAUAUUAACAUCGCCAAGUUUAGAAUUAACAUCGGAGAAACAUGAGAAUUUAUCUUCCGCAAUACCAAGUGAAUUGGCAUUCGGUGAAUCGACAACACAACCAGAAGAUGGAUUCGCGGCAUAUUCAACUGCCUUAAGUGUAACAAUAGCAAUUGGCUGUAGUUUAUUAAUUUUAAACGUCCUCAUAUUUGCCGGCGUUUAUUAUCAACGCGAUAAGCACACCUAUCACAAUGAGGAGAAGAAAUUCCAAGAAAAUGGCCAAAUGCCAAAUAAUAUUUGCGGUGAACUCGAGGCAAAAGUACAGUCCGAUCGUAAUUAUGUGAAACACAUGUCACUACCAGAAUUGACAAAUAUGCAAAAUAAUUCAUGUCACGUUCCAAUACCACCGCCGCCACCUAAAAAUAUUAAACCAAACAAAUCGAUUAAAAAUUUAAUCAUUAGUCCCAAUCAUUUACAGCAGGAGAACGUGAUAAUGGCUACCUCAACUGCAAGAAAAAAGGAUGCCCACACUUAUCAACAGAUAAUGGAGGAAUUAAGAGUUUGAUUUCUAAAGAAAAUAUAUAUUCUUUCUUUUUCUUGUCUACUUUCAUUAUUUAAAGUUAUUGCGACGAAUCUCAUAAAAAACAUUAAGACAUUUUCUAUUUUGUGACAGUAUUUGAUAAACGUUACUAUAUAAAUAUAUAUGUUUUUAAUAAUAUAGUUGAGUUUAAUUUUACAUAACUCAAUAUUAUAAGAUAAACAAUGUGAUUAAGAGCCAGAGCUCUGCGUCCUCGGGUAAUUGCAUUUCCAAUAAUAUUACAUUUUAUAUAGAAGUGUGAAUAAAAGAAAAUUGUGUAGCGAUCUAUGCAAAUAAAAAUUUGGAAGACAAAAA